CCCCCCCAUGGCGCGUGUGGGGCUGCUCCUGCUCCUGCUCUGCGCUGGGCUGGGGGCCCCCGCUGGGGCCACGCCCGUGUGGUGCUUCUCCCGAUUGGAGGAGGAGGCCGGGGGCGGGGCCUGCGCCGAGCUGCUGAGCGACGAGCGCGUCCCAUUGGCUGACUGCUGCCUCAACCCCGCCUAUGGCUACAAGCUCCGCCCACAAGGCCACUGCUACACCUGCCGGAGGGGCUCCUGGGGGCCCUGGGGGCCCUGGGCCGGCUGCUCCGUGAGCUGUGGGGAGGGGACCCAGCGGCGGGGCCGGAGCCGCAGCCCCACGGGGGACGAGGAGCCCAGGGACUGGGAGCUGAGAGCGUGCGAGAGGCCCUGCUGCCCUGGUGCCGGGGGGGGCAUGGGGG
Pezoporus occidentalis (night parrot) is the source of this 398-nucleotide messenger RNA. RefSeq names its product properdin-like. The record is from RefSeq and is a predicted model, not a curated record. The annotation marks the transcript as partial. Lineage: Eukaryota; Metazoa; Chordata; Aves; Psittaciformes; Psittacidae. The transcript is spliced from 3 exons.